Messenger RNA from Cottoperca gobio, 4318 nucleotides. RefSeq names its product platelet-derived growth factor receptor beta-like. Gene Ontology annotation, molecular function: ATP binding; platelet-derived growth factor binding; platelet-derived growth factor beta-receptor activity. The transcript is spliced from 28 exons. The coding region runs from base 333 to 3596 and encodes 1087 amino acids. The record is from RefSeq and is a predicted model, not a curated record. Gene Ontology annotation, biological process: protein phosphorylation; cell chemotaxis; positive regulation of kinase activity. Gene Ontology annotation, cellular component: signaling receptor complex; plasma membrane. NCBI's taxonomy places the organism in Eukaryota, Metazoa, Chordata, Actinopteri, Perciformes, Bovichtidae.
GUCAGUCAGUUGGUUUCCAUUCGUCGCCCGUCUGGAAUGAACUGAAUAAGAAGGAGAAGAAGCAGAAGAAGGAGAAGAAGGGGAAGAAGAAGGAUAAGAAGGAGAAGAAGAAGGAGAAGGAGAAGAAGAAGGAGAAGAAGAAGAAGAAGAAGAAGGUCAGAGGUCACCGCCGGCUGUCAAUCAUCUAAUGUGAACCAGACAGAAAACCACAUGGAGGCGUGACGAACAGUGGUCGACUCACAUUCCUUGCGCACACACGACCAAUGAGACGUCUGAUUGUCCGAGAUCCCCAGGGAAACAUUCUGAUGGGAUGACUGGACUCUUUACAGAAGAUGAAGAAAAAAACAAAAUCCCCCUGUUUUGCGGCCAUGAAGGCGUCCACCAGCGGACGCACAGGAAGUCUGAACGUGCUUCACUUCCUGUUGGGUGUGUUCCUGUUUCGUCCUGAAGAAGGCAUCUCUCUGGAGCUGCAUCCUUCAACCCCACAAGUUCUGCUCAACUCAAACUCCAACUUCACCGUGUUGUGUUCGGGGUGGAGUCAGGUGACUUGGCGGUUGCCUCAGCACUCUCAGGUGGAUGGCGUUGUCGUGGAGAAUCGUGGGUCCAGCAGCGUCCUGACGUUCUUUAACGCCACCUGGAGGAAUUCUGGGAAAUACACCUGUGAGGAGUUGUCAUCUUAUCAGAGCAGACAGGUCGACGUCUUCAUACCUGGCCAAGGUCCAGAGGAAUGGUUUGUCCCGCUCGGUCCGGGUGUGGUGAUGAAGGAGGCGGAGGAAGAUACCAUCCCCUGCGUGGUUUCCGACCCGCGGCUUAACGUCUCGCUGUACGAACGUCCCGGCAGGACGGCGGUCACCAGCACGACAUACGAGCCAAGCCGCGGCUUCACAGGUCGUCUGAAUGACACGUCGUACGUUUGCUCGGCUGCCUGCGGGGACGAGGAGAGAGAGUCACAGGUGUACUACGUGUUCAGCAUCGUAGUACCUAAGGUGAUGGAGGUAUCCCUGACAGUGUCCAGCAGCGUGCUAAAGCAGGGCGAGGCUCUGACGGUGAACUGCACCGUGAAAGACGCAGAGAUGGUCUUCUUCUCCUGGGACUUCCCCCGCAGACAGGAAGUCGAGCCAUUGACCGACUUCCUGCCCAAUCGGAUCCGCUCCUUCGUUAACAUCUCCAAGGCGUCAGUGGCAGACUCAGGUGUGUAUGUGUGUGAGGUGCAGGAGACAAUGCAGGAACGAACUGUGAAGAAGAACGUCACAGUAACAGUACUGGAGCGAGGUUACGUCUACCUGUGGCCUUCAGGUGACACCAACCUGUCGUCUCUCCUCCAUCACACAGUGGAGUUCAGUGUGGAGGUCGACGCCUACCCUCCACCCACAAUCCUCUGGACGAAAGACAACCACACUGUCGCCAUGGAAACCAACUCUGUCACCACAACACACCUGACAGGAAGCAGGUAUGUGAACACACUGACGCUGGUUCGAGUCCAGAUGGAUCAGACAGGAAGUUACACAUCGACUGUUUCAAACGACGACGACAUUGAGGAGGUCGUCUUCAAGCUGGAGGUCAAAGGUCAGAAAAAGAGGGACAGGAUGAUUGAAAGACAGUUUGUUUACCUGUUUGUGUCUGUGUUUACGUGUGUGUGUGUGUGUGUGUGUGUGUGUGUGUGUGUGUGUUUAUGUGUGUGUAUGUGUGUGUGUGUGUGUGUGUGUGUGUGUGUGUGUGUGUGUGCAGCGCCCCCCAGGAUCACGUCUCUGUCGGAGGUCAACAGUAAGGCGAUGCUGUGUGUCAGCGAGGGAGCUCCACCCCCAUCUGUCACCUGGUACACUUGUCACAGCUCACACAGGUGCAGUAAUGUGACGGGCAGCUGGAGGAGCCUAUCAGCAGCCUCGGAGGGCGUCGCUCUGCAAGAGAACGUCACUGAGGAGAAAGGCGUUACUCAGGUACGCAGUGUGUUGACUCUGCAGAGUCUCACCUCUGUGUCAGCUGUUCGCUGUGAAGCCAAGAACUCUGCAGGACGCCGAGCGAGAGACCUGCAAGUCCUGACCAGCUCUCUGCUGUCUCAGGUCGCAGUGCUGGCAGCAGUUCUGGUUCUGGUCGUCAUUGCCGUCGUCUUCCUGAUUAUCCUCAUCGUCCUCUGGAGAAAAAAACCUCGGUAUGAAGUCCGCUGGAAGGUGAUCGAGUCAGUGAGUCCUGACGGACAGCAGUACACCUUCCUCGACCCCGCACACCUGCCCUACAACUUCACCUGGGAAGUCCCCCGAGACAACGUAGUACUAGGUCAGGUGUUGGGUUCAGGGGCCUUCGGUCGUGUUGUUGAGGCGUCCGUCUCUGAUCUGCUUCACUCUCAUUCUACAACUAAAGUGGCCGUCAAGAUGGUCAAACCCAGCAGCGGUGCGGUUCAGUCUCUGAUGUCGGAGUUGAAGGUUAUGGUUCACCUCGGUCCUCACCUGAACGUCGUCAACCUGCUGGGAGCGUGCACGAGAGGAGGUCCUGUCUAUCUGAUCACUGAGUUCUGUCGUCAUGGAGACCUGGUGAACUACCUGCAGAGGAACAAACACACCUUUCUUCAGAGCGACACACACACCAAGAGUGAUGGGGACGGAGGCUACAUGGACAUGAAUAAAGAGGAGAGCGUUCAUUACGUCGCCAUGAAGGAGCUCAGCUAUGCCGACAUCGAACCCGCGGUGUACGAGGCGCCUUACACAGCGGCAGGCCAGCAGGAGGCGCCGUCUGUUGUUCUCAGCGACUCUCCUCUCCUCACGCUCAGCGACCUCCUCAGUUUCUCCUUCCAGAUCUCUCAGGCCAUGGACUUCCUCUCCUUCAGAAACUGUGUCCACAGAGACCUGGCAGCGAGGAAUGUCCUGGUGUGUGAGGGGAAGCUGGUGAAGAUCUGUGACUUUGGUUUGGCCAGAGAUCUGAUGAAGGACCAGGAUUACAUCGCCAGAGGAAACAGCUUCCUGCCGGUGAAGUGGAUGCCUCCAGAGAGUAUUUUUCAAAACACUUACAGCUCUCAGAGCGACGUCUGGUCCUACGGAGUCGUACUGUGGGAGAUCUUCUCUCUGGGUGGGAGCCCGUACCCCGACCUCCCGAUGACACAGGAGUUUUACUCGUCUCUGAAGAGAGGAUACAGGAUGAGCCGACCCAACCACGCUCCUCACAACAUCUAUGACCUGAUGAAGCAGUGUUGGGAGGAGAAACCUCAGUCCAGACCGUCUUUCUCCUCAUUGGUCGUCUCCGUGGGCAACAUGUUGACUGACGACUACCAAAAGCGUUACCUCCAGCUGACCGAUGACUUCCUGAAAGGUGAAAGUCCAGCUGUUGUUCGAUCCAGACCAAGUCCAUCCGGAGCUGCUGGAGAUCAGACGGACGAACAGACGGACACAAACGGAAGCCCUGCCCCUCACCUGUUGGAGGCUGGGCCAGAAGAGGCAGGCCCCUUCCACGGUACUUGCAUUAUCCCCAUCACUGAAAUCAUCAUAGAAACCAGCGGCGACGCUGCGCUGGACGCAGUCAGCCCUCAGCUAUUGGAGUCUCAGGACACACCAGGAGCACAGGAAAUGACAUCAGCUGCUGAGGAAGAGGAGGAGAGCUGCCUGUGAAGGUCUCAGCUGCCUUACAGACAGGAUGGAGGGCUUAAGUAAACCAAAUAUCCACCAUUGUGCUCCUGCCAGGAACUACCGAGAUUUGUAAAAACCCAAACAGCACCAUCAUUACCUGCUAUCAGCUUGAUUUCACCCUCGGUGCUGACUGUCAGGCUGCCAAACCAGAAGUGCUUUGAAACAGUUUAAAAAUAAAUGUUUACGUUUUGAAUUAUUAUUUUCAUAAAUCGUCUCAACAAACAAGAAACAGAAAUAUGCCUGCAGCAGGUCCUGAAUCAGAAUCCUAACUUUAUAAUAUCCAGCUUCAUAUUCUUCAUUUACUUUUAUCAAACUAUCUAUCUUACUUUGUAUUAUUCAGAAGUGUCUGUGUAUAUCUGUGUUAUAAACUGUAUUAUAACAACCUGUAUAAUAAUCAGUAUUAUUACAUAUUAUUAUUAUAUUACAUAUUAGUAUUAUACAUAUCAUAACCUGUAUGAUAAUCAGUAUUAUUACAGUUGAUUAUAUACAUAAUAUAAUCAUCUGUAAUAAUACUGACCCCUACUAACCCAGGUUAUUAUAAAUAUAAUAAUCUGUAAUAUAAUACAGAUUGACUUGAUCUGAUUCAUGUCAGAACUGAAACUUUUUAUUAAAAUAAAUAUCUAAAUAAAGUCCAGUUUUCAGUUUCUUUUAAAACUUAUGAGUUUAUGAAUAUAAACCUUGUAAUAAAUUAAAUACGAUAUGUU